Messenger RNA from Anolis carolinensis (green anole), 1427 nucleotides. Its product is annotated as alcohol dehydrogenase 1. The transcript has 9 exons. Gene Ontology annotation, biological process: retinol metabolic process; retinoic acid metabolic process. Gene Ontology annotation, molecular function: zinc ion binding; all-trans-retinol dehydrogenase (NAD+) activity. Gene Ontology annotation, cellular component: cytosol. Lineage: Eukaryota; Metazoa; Chordata; Lepidosauria; Squamata; Anolidae. The record is from RefSeq and is a predicted model, not a curated record. The coding region runs from base 136 to 1269 and encodes 377 amino acids.
CCUCCCCUUUCCUACCUGACCUGUACAUUAUAUAAUUGUGUGCUCUUUGGGAUGUGAGAGCAUUUUUUGCCUAUCUUUGGAUUCAUACUCGAGAAAGACAUUUGUAGAAAAGACUGUAAAGGGAUCCUAGUGCAGAUGGCAACUGUGGGAAAGGUGAUAAAAUGCAAGGCAGCAAUCAUCUGGGAAGUUGGCAAAACACCUUCCAUUGAGGAGGUGGAGGUGGCACCCCCAAAAAGCCAUGAAGUUCGAGUGAAGAUAGUGGCUACUGGAAUCUGUCGAACUGAUUAUCAUGUCCUGAAAGGGUUUUUUCCUAAAUUAGAUUACCCAGUUAUUGCAGGCCAUGAAGGAGCAGGAAUUGUUGAAAGCAUUGGACCAGGAGUCACUUGUGUAAAGCCAGGUGACAAAGUCAUUCCUCUUUGCCUUCCCCAGUGUGGAGAAUGCAGCUGCUGCCGAAGUCCUAAAGAUAAUUGUUGCCUCAAAACCCACUUCUGUGAACGUCCCCAAAACCUGAUGCCAGACCAAACCAGCAGAUUCACCUGUAAAGGAAAACGGAUUCACCACUUAAUGUGGGUGAGCACCUUCUCCGAAUACACGGUUAUGCCUGAUGCUUCCAUUGUCAAAAUAGACAACAAUGCUCCUCUAGAUAGAGUCUGCCUCCUUGGCUGCGGGUUUCCUACAGGCUAUGGUGCUGCUAUUAAUACUGCCGAGGUGGCGCCUGGUUCCUCUUGUGCCAUCUUUGGCUUGGGAGGCGUCGGUCUGUCCAUCAUCAUGGGCUGCAAAGCAGCAGGAGCAUCCAGGAUCAUUGGGAUUGACAUCAACAAGAACAAAUUUGCAAAGGCCAAAGAGCUGGGAGCCACUGAGUGCCUCUCUCCUGAUGAUUUCAAGAAGCCCAUUAACGAGGUGCUGGUGGAGAUUACUGGUCUUGGCGUGGACUACACUUUUGAAGCAAUUGGACUUGUUGAAACUGUGACUGCUGCUCUAGCAUCCAGCCACAUGGCCCAUGGAGUCUGUGUGGUGGUUGGGGAACCUCCCGCUGGAUCCCACCUCUCUGUUGAUCCCGUUCUGCUCAUCACAGGAAGGAAACUACUUGGAUGUUGUAUGGGAGGAUUCAGGCUGAAAGAUGCUAUUCCAAAACUGGUUUCGGAAUACAUGGAAAAGAAAUUUAAUUUGGAUGCAUUAAGAAGUCAUGUGUUGCCUUUUGAGAAAAUUGGUGAAGGCUUUGAGCUUCUAUGCAGUGGUAAAAGUAUCCGCAGUGUCCUGUUAUAUUAAUCCUUUGUACACCUGACCAAAUUCAACCGAAUUUCAGUGAACAUGAGUUGAAACUAUUUGAAGUUUUAAACCAGUUGGAAGUUGGCAAGCUAAAGUAGAAAAGGCAAUUUUUGCUCUGUAUAUAAACAAUAAAGUGUAAAGAUUGGAGAUCCUUAUAA